CGUUCAUUCGCCUCAAGCCAACGCCUCCGAGCGAGUGAAUCGAUCCAUCAUUGUAGGAAUAAGGGCUUACGUGCGUCCCGAUCAAAAGAACUGGGACGAGGUCUUGAGCAUUGGAACUACACCAUAUUAUAUGGCAUUCGGCCAACAGAUGGUGACUUCCGGCAGUACGUAUUCCCUGCUAAGGAAGCUAAACAUGCUGGACGACCGGUCUGUGGUGUAUAACCGACAGGAUUCGUUCGAACUUAUCCGAGAAGAAGCCACCAAACAGAUGCAGAAGGCGCACGAUCGCAACGAAAAUCGGUACAACUUGCGCUCCCGAGAAGUAGCUUUCAGCGAAGGGCAGGAAGUCUUUCGUCGCAACUUUAAACGAAGCUGUUUCAAAACUGGAUUCAAUGCAAAGUUAUGUCCGGCGUUUAUCAAAGCACGAGUAAGGAAGAAGAUCGGAAAGUCCUACUACGAGCUAGAGGAUUUACAAGGCCAAAGGAUAGGAGUCUACCAUGCCAAGGACAUACGUCAAUAG
This is a messenger RNA of Drosophila ananassae, 520 nucleotides long. RefSeq lists its product as uncharacterized. The transcript has a single exon. The record is from RefSeq and is a predicted model, not a curated record. NCBI's taxonomy places the organism in Eukaryota, Metazoa, Arthropoda, Insecta, Diptera, Drosophilidae. Bases 131 to 520 code for a protein of 129 amino acids.